Lactuca saligna is the source of this 495-nucleotide messenger RNA. Lineage: Eukaryota; Viridiplantae; Streptophyta; Magnoliopsida; Asterales; Asteraceae. The record is from the annotation of a GenBank genome assembly.
AUGUUAUUCUCGGUGGCUCCAUCUCCAAUCGAAGCUAGCUUCAACAUCAAGGCAAUUUUGGAGUCACAAGAAGUCAGUGUAUGUUUCUGCAUCAUUGUUACAGUUCCUUCGAUGAUCGGUUCUUUAGAGCUUUUCCAAAUUGAGCAAACUUCGGAAAGAAAAAACAUCGGAACAUCAAGAACAAGAGAAUCUUACCGUUUGGAGCAGAUGGGGUGUUGGUGUUGUGAGAGGUCAAUUAUAGGGGCGACGGUACGAUACAAUUUACUGGGUUGUGCAACGACAUCAGGGAUGUGUGGAUCAGAGAUGUUGGCGGUCAAAGCUGAGUUGUGGCAAAAGAAGGAAGAAAAAAUCGAAUCAGUCGGUAGUGGCCGGUGCAAGAGUCGGUCGGAGGUGGUCAGCGCUGGAAUUGAUCGGAGAUGGGAGGAGACCAGCUGGUGGCGAAGGUCCGGUGGAGGUUGCAGAUCAUCGGAGGGUGUGGGAUGGAAAAGGAGUUAA